Molecule: messenger RNA, 5825 nt
Organism: Anopheles coustani
Lineage: Eukaryota; Metazoa; Arthropoda; Insecta; Diptera; Culicidae
Gene: Myb
Product: myb-related protein A
Exons: 8
Coding region: 2354-4600 (748 amino acids)
Biological process (GO): regulation of DNA-templated transcription
Cellular component (GO): nucleus
Molecular function (GO): DNA-binding transcription factor activity, RNA polymerase II-specific; RNA polymerase II cis-regulatory region sequence-specific DNA binding
Source: RefSeq, a predicted model, not a curated record
CCUAGUAUUCAAUAUUUUAAGCAUUUAUUUUUUAUCUACCGUAUUAGAUUCUAUCGGAAGUGUACUCAUAGUCGAUACGUGGACUCGGUCGAGAAUGCAGCAGACCGCGCUAGAUGUGCUGUAGAUUGCACCCAAAAUACGCCAUUGCCAUCAAAGGAAGCGGAAUGGUGGCAUCGCUGAUUGCUUUCCCAUCUGCCGAUCUGCGUGAGGUGUAACUUGAGGUGUGUACCGUUCUUCGCUAUUAUACACCGGUAAAGCAUUCCGUAUCGCGCUCGGGGGAUGAAACUGGUUACUGAUACCGAUGGGAAAGGUUAAGCAUCAAGCUAUUUCGUGAUAUAUCCUGCUCCGUGUUUCUACUUUUGAUAGUGAAUGUUUACUUGUUCAUGUCCCUCGUGCACCGCGUGCCAUCUAGUCCAACUAGCGCAUUGGAGUAUAUAGCUUAGAAAUUGGAUUGUUUACCUUCCGGAAGAGCAGUUAGGCGGCCCCAAACCGUUCGAAUCGUUGUGGAUUGCCAUCAUCGGCGAAGCCAGUGUUAUUGUAGCAGGCUUGCGCAAUUGUGCAUUUUACCACAUCCCGCGAAGGAGUGAAAGAGCACGAGCUAGUAGACAUAUCUGGUUUGAUAAGCCCAAGGAAGACCGCUUAAAAUCGCACUUGCCAUCGGAAGUGCGUAAUACUGGACGGCUUGAGCUACAAGUAGCACCAUCCGGGAAAUUGAAACCCCUGCCGAACGAGCGCACAAGGGGACAAACGUAAACAGUGCAGCAAGCGGACCAAAAGGCGCAGCGCAGCGAAUGAUUCUAAGACAACCCCCUGGGUUUGAAUGAGGGGAACGAUAUUUUCAUUCAACGUCCACCCGUUUGCACUGGUGAAGGCCGGAUAAAAAGAAAAAAAAAACAGCCCAACUUUACCCGGCAGAACAAGGGACACAGCACAAACGGUGCGACCCUCUUCAGCUUUGAGCGUCGUUUUACCACACCGAAUAUAAAAUCGGACCCCGGGACGACGAUUCCCGUUUGCUUUUUGAAUCGUGAAAAGUGCGCGGUGCAAAAAGUAUUAACCAAAAUCGGGAACCAUACUUUGUUGUAUGUUUACGUGAUUGCGUCCGUGUAUGAAUGCGAAAGUGUCUCAUCGCGCUAAAGGACAUCCAGUAGUAGUCGGUGGGUACUAGUUGCUCCGAUUGCUAACAUUUGACGCGGAGGUGUUAUGCAUGCGCCAAGCACUUUCAAAAGUCGUGACUGCUUCACCGACAUUCGUGUAAUCGAGUUGUGAAGGACGAUCGAGCGAUUGGUGACGGAAAGUUAAGUAACACUCAGGAAAUUGAAAAAUCCUAGCAGGCAUUAUCUCCAUACAGUGCACGUGUGUGAGUCUACUCCUGCGGCAAAAGGAGAGAUAAUCACCGAAGGAGUAAAAGCGAUCGAGCACGAGCUGCACGUGCGAGCAGUAGGCGAUCAAGUCGUCCUUUUUGUGUUCGAGUGUGCGUGAGCGGCACAAACGGGUGGAAGAGUAGAGAGCGAGAAAGAGGAAAGGAUAGAUAGCACCCUCGACGAGGAACAAGCGGACCCCGCAUAGCCUAGUUCUGGUACAGUUUAUAUGUGUAUGUGUGUGUUUGUGCCAGUGUAAAAGAACUAGGACGAAACGGGAAGAAGACAAGCGGGACGCAAAACAACAGGCGCAACAUAAGGGACAGGCGCCCAUAGGAAGUGGUGCAGACGGGGGCAAGGCAAGGGGUGAGGUGUAUGCGCGCGCGGAAACAAAACAUCUGCCGUGUGGUGGAAAUAAUAAUUAAGCACACGGCAUUAUGAUAUUAUAUGUACGUACGUACGUAUGCUAGCGCUGUCCCGCAUGAAGUGUUACUAACGAAGAGCAGAAAGGAAGGAAGGAUACGGAACCGACGUGUGCGGGAGGGUGAAAGCGUGUUGUGUUGCGUGGAGGACGAGCAAAGGGUCCCGGGGACAAGAACGCUAGGGGCGCAUCUUCAAGCACCGUGCGCAUAAUCGACUACUUUGCGCGGCGCAGGGGGAAACACGUUCUCACUACGGUAGGGUGCUGAAAUAGGGACGCCCUAGCGAGCGAGGACCCUCGCUCCGGAACUGGCACAAGGUAGCCCAGGGGUGUGCGUCGGGCAGCGGCGUUCACGACGUGUUCAAUCUUGCAGCUCGCUUGUGUGUACAGAGCGUCAUCGUGUACGUUUGCGUGUGUGUGUCUGUGUAUGUACAUGUGUUGUUGUUGACAAGCAAAGGACGAAAGUGCAGCCCUGAAAGUGUUUUGCGUUGGGUUAGAAAGUUGAUUGAACUUUGCGCACAUCCUCGAGGAAGACGUUUCUUUUGAAUAGGAGAUCGUAGCAUAAAACAAAAUGUACGCGACCAUGGAGAGCUCGGAGGAUGAUAACUCCGAUCACUCGCAGGGUGAUAAGUCUAACAAAUCCCGCUGGACCAAGCACGAGGAUGCCGCCCUCAAGCAGUUGGUCGAGCAGUACGGGGAACGGUGGGAAAUUAUCUCCAAACUGAUGCGGGAGCGCAACGAUGUUCAAUGUCAGCAGCGAUGGACGAAGGUGGUCAACCCGGAUCUGAUCAAAGGUCCUUGGACAAAGGAGGAGGAUGACAAAGUCGUGGCACUGGUUGAGAAAUAUGGUCCAAAAAAGUGGACCUUGAUCGCACGCCAUCUGCGCGGUCGUAUCGGCAAGCAGUGUCGCGAGCGCUGGCACAACCACCUGAACCCGAACAUCAAGAAGUCGGCAUGGACCGAGGAAGAAGAUCGAACGAUCUACCAGGCGCACCAGAAGUGGGGCAACCAGUGGGCAAAGAUAGCGAAGCUGCUGCCCGGCCGAACGGACAAUGCGAUCAAGAACCACUGGAACUCGACGAUGCGCCGCAAGUACGAGGGCCCCGAAACAACGCGCCGGCGAGUGAAAUCGUCCAUCCCGCUGCCGCUCGUGCAUCCACCAGCGUUACACCCACACAACUCGUCCGCACCGGCCGAGCUGACCGAGGGAAGUGGCGCGAGUCGCGACUCACACCACCAGCACGUGGCCAAGGAAAGCCUGCAGAACAUCAUUCGUAAGAAUCGCAAGAAACCUUCGCUGGACGAGAAUAUGUUCGCCGAGGAGUACCCGAUCGAAGAGGGUCACAUCGAGGAUAAGGUGGCCGUUUCGACCGAGCACGGUGACUUCCUGAUCAGCCCCAUCCCGCACCGGGAGAAGCAAUACCUCAUCGAGCCGGUGAUGCCAACGAAGCAAAGUGCAAAGCUGCUUGCCGAUAGUGUCGUCGGUGGCGACAGCAACAAAUUGGUGGCAUCGUUCGCGUUGAACAACAAUAAUAACAAUAACACCAUCGCGCACUCAACGGCACCGGGAGGUGGGUUUGGGUUGGCGGGGCAGCAAUAUUUGCCGGCCAAUAUCGAUCUGCACGAGCUCAUCAAUGCAUCCCGGAGUGACGAGACGAGUGGCGUGGGUUUGGAGAAAAAGUCCACACCGAACAUCCUGCGAAGAAAACGGAAGCUGCUUGACGAAAACGAUGCGAACGAGCUUCGCAGUAUGCAAUCGGUCUAUCCAUCGGACAAGGACAGUGAGAACGUCCAUGGUGGCAGCGAUUCCCGUGCAGCGACCGGUGGCCCCCGAGGCGAUGGUACCGAAAAAAUGCACCUCCUUUCGCCGUCCAUCACGCCGAUCAAGCCGUUGCCGUUCUCGCCGAGCCAGUUCCUGAACUCGCCCAGCUUGAAUUUGUCCUUCGAUCAGCUUCCCGCCAGCACGCCCGUCAAACGAGCCGCAGUGAAAAAUGACACUAGUCUCCUGAGCACACCAAUCCCAGCAAAGGACAGUCAAAUGGUGCAAGUUAAGAAGGAGGCACCAUCACCAUCGACCGAACCCCCGAAACCUGGCACCAACAAUGAGGAGGAUGGUAAAAUCAAAACCCCACUGAAGGACGGUGCAAAGGGUUCGACCCUAGAGCCGCGCACUCCAACGCCAUUCAAGAACGCCAUGGCCGAGCUCGGAAAACGGCGCUCGGAAGUUUAUGUGCCACCAAGUCCUGCUGGGCUUGGAGAGGAUAUUGCCGAAAUUAUGAACCAGGAGCAGGCGAAGGAAAAUUCUGCCGAUUCGUCGUUGGCCGGUAGCGAUACGUCCACCGGUAACAAGACCCAGGCCACCAAUGGAUCCCAGGAGGAGAACAAAGAAUUGGCGAAGGACAACACAACCAAUACUAAAGUUCGCCCGAAACCCGUGUCGCCAUCUGCACUCGAGAAGAGAAUGCGGUCAACCUCCACCCAUGUUAACAAGUGGAACAAUUCAGAGAUGAGUUUGUUUACGGAAACACCGAGUAAAUCGCUUAUGUCUGAUUCUGGCGAUACCCUUUCACCGUCAUUUCGAGAUCCGAUAAGGGAGGCGGAAAUGCUGCUGGAAGCGAACGAGGACAUAAAGGAUACAAUUUCAAACAGCUCCUCGAAGCAAUCCAAUCCGGCUAAUAGCACCACCGUGCCGAUCGAUUUGAAGUGGGAAAAGUACGCCUGUGGCAAAACGCGCGACCACAUACAGUUGUCCCACCAGGCACAUAACAUCCUCAGCAAAAAAUCGCUUCAGCCGAGAUCGUUGAACUUUUACAAGUAAGAGUGAUGCUGAGCCGAGGCAAACGGGAGAACCUCUUUUGCGCUCCUAGGCUCGCAGAAAGCAAUCGUAGCUGCAAUUUGAAUUUGUAUCAAAAUAUGAUUUAAGGUUACAAAGUACCCCUUUGCAAAGUUUCGCAUAUUCGCAUGCAUACAGAAUGGAGGCUUGAUUGUCGCUUCAAAUUUGGAUUAUAUGUUCAGUGUUUGGUUGGUUUUAAAAUUAAGCAUAAGCAGACGACGCACUACCAUACAGUGGGGCGAUAAGCAAAGAAUUCAAGAGUUUUUUCCCCCGACAAAGUGUGAGGAGUGUGUUUAUGUGGCGUCUUAUAUUAACUCUUUACCUUAGAGUUUAUAUAAAGACGAAAGAAUAGGUUUUAAGAAGACGUAACUAAACUAACCAAAAACCUCAUCAUAGUUUUAAACCUACCAACAUUUCCAGCAAGAGUGUUAGUACGGUUGAAUGAACCGGUCAAGUCAGAUGGUAGGUAAGCGUACUAGAAAGGCACAUAAAAUAUUCAUCGUUAUAUAUUUUCCAAUGUCAUUUAAAACAUGCCUAACUUUUCUUUGCGGUUCCGUAUAGGUUCCUUUUAACAGUCAAGAAUCUAUUAAAAUCUACAGUAGGCUUUAUAGAGCAGACAGAAGUCCAUAAAGGACAAGGGUCAGAUUUCCGGUUCACAUAAACGGACGUAGAAAAAGAUUUUAAGAACUAAAAAUUUAUUGUAUUUCAUUUUAGAUGUAUACGCAUAUUUUGUUAGAUUUUUUUUUUGUAAGCUCGUUUUUGGUUAUUUAUGUCUUACUUUACACACUUUUGGACUUCUUUUUUUCUGUUUCUUUCAAAAAGCUUGAAACAAUAGAGACCACUUGAGCAAAGCUAUGUAAAUUGUGCGCCCUGGAAAAUUGUGCGCUAAUUAAAAUUAUAAUUUUUAAAAUUUUUAAGCACAUGCCCAAUGUUACGCAUAUUUUUUUUAAUUGUAAAACGGUGUUGUAGGGAAACGCUUCAUGUCAGGAAGCAGUAAAUCUAUAAGCACGAGAUAGGGUAUCGAAGCGUGGGGCAUAAUUUGUAAGUUCAAAUACAAAAAGAUUUAUUCUUCUAUGGAAAUACAUUAAAGACCCUCAUUUUGGGCGUAGUUCUUACCACCUUAAAGUGCACAAACAUGGGACAUAAAUAUGUCGUUCAUUAUACAUACAACAAUGUAGCAAUAAAGAUGGUAUUGGUUCAUAUAAAUGAA